Osmia lignaria (orchard mason bee) is the source of this 1921-nucleotide messenger RNA. The record is from RefSeq and is a predicted model, not a curated record. NCBI's taxonomy places the organism in Eukaryota, Metazoa, Arthropoda, Insecta, Hymenoptera, Megachilidae.
CCUUGUCUGGCCACCUUUUGCCAGGCGAACAGUAGUGAAGUACGCGCUUCCGUUAAACGAAGCUGCAACGAGGACAAAGGGCGACUUAAAAGCGAAACAGAGUGAGAUAAAGGCCGGUGUAACGAAGAUUGAAUUGACGAAAGUGAACGCAAUCAAAAGAGAUGUCGGCGUUAACUAUCUUGGUUAAUUGUAUCAUCUUGUGCGUUGCCUUUCGAGGGACAUUUUCUAUGCCGAAAAAAAUUGCUGUUCUAACGAUCAACACAACCGAUGAGGUCGAUGAUACCCAGUCAGUUCAAAGACCGACGAAAUUACAUUGGGAUCAAUAUCAAACUCGCAAUAUGAUGGUACACGGCACGGUGUGCGUUUGCAAUCUUCGCCUGCGCGGGAAGCCUCCUCGCGAUGAUUACACGUACACGGCUGGAAUCGGUUCGCAUAAAUUUCACAGCAGAGCAAAGGGGUGGAACACGGCGCGAAAAAUUUGCAACGAGGAAGGCGGGCAUUUGGCAGUUAUCAAUUCCUACGCGGAGCAACGGGCAUUAACGGAACUGUUUAAACGAGGGGGCGAGGUGGUUGGUUCCACCUUCAAGGACACCGCCUUUCUGGGUUUGCACGAUCUUUAUUUCGAGGGCGAUUGGGUCACGAUACUCGGCGAUCCGCUCGCGGUAACUGGUUUCACCGUAUGGAGCAGUGCUUGGGGUGGACAACCGGAUAACGCGGGUGGAGUGCAACAUUGUGCAGGGAUGAUGAUGGAUGGAACUAUGGACGAUAUCAACUGCAACAUACCAUAUGCCUUCUUCUGUGAAAUACCUGAGCUAGCGCCUUUGACGCAAUCAAAAGAGAUGUCGCGGUUAAGUAUUUUGGUCAAUUGUAUCAUCUUGUGCGUUGCCUUUCGACACACAGUUUCUGUGCCGAAACAAAUUGCUGUUGUAUCGUUCAACAAAACCGAAAAUAUUCUGAUCAGUAAAACUUCCGACUCGUCUCUUCGACAUCCAUUGGAAUCAUAUUGGGACGAAUUGCGCAAUAGCGAUGUGAAUGUACACGGCACGGUGUGCAUGUUCGAUCUUGGCAUACGUGGGGUGCGUCCUCGCGAAGAUUACAUGCACACGCCUGGAAUCGGUUCGCAUAAAUUGCACACCAGAGGACAAACAUGGAACACGGCGCGAAUAAUAUGCAACGAGGAAGGCGGGCAUUUGGCAAUAGUAAAUUCGGACGAAGAGGCAAAGGCAAUGGUGCGUCUGUUUCAUAUAUAUGGCCAGUUUAAAGAUGCCGCACGUAAUGACGAAGCCUUUAUAGGUACGCACGAUAUGUAUAAGGAGGGCGAUUGGGCCACGAUACUCGGCGAACCGCUCGCGGAAACUGGCUUCACUAAAUGGAGCAAUUUGUUUGGUGGACAGCCGGAUAACGGGAAUGGAGAUCAAAAUUGUGGAGGGUUCUUAAAUGAAGGAACUUUGGACGAUAUUCACUGCUACACCCGAUUCGCGUUCAUCUGUGAAAUACCUGAGAUAAUGCCUUUGUAAUCAUUUAUUUAUUCAACCCUUAGCAAUGAUCAUUUUAAAGGAACGAUCGAUCCUUGGUGGACGAAGAUGUUUUGGCUUUUACCUGGAACGUUGAUGAGGCUUUCGCAAAGUUUUAUUGUAAUUUGAAGAAAAUAUCAAGAAAUUUUGGAACCUCUAUGUUAGUGCAUACUAUCCUUUAAUCUUUCCGCUUGCAUCUCUUGUACGUUUAUGCAUUUUUACUUAUUACUCCAAAGGUUGUAAAGAAGAAUUGAAAGAGAGUAUUUCUUCCGCGACAUCAUGCAAGAUGCGUAAUGAUUACGAAUCGUUUCGCCUGAUUUUCCUUUCGUGGGUCUAAGCGUCGCUUCACUUCCCGUUUGACUUUAAAAUAGUAAAGACAUCCUUCUGAAUUAAACUUUUAAAAUAGA